Messenger RNA from Coregonus sp. 'balchen', 13502 nucleotides. NCBI's taxonomy places the organism in Eukaryota, Metazoa, Chordata, Actinopteri, Salmoniformes, Salmonidae. The record is from the annotation of a GenBank genome assembly.
AUGAAGGAGCGAAUGUGAGGAAGACAAUGAAAGCGAAGGGAACAUUGCCAGAGGCUCCACCCUUCUGGACGUGUGAAGGACGGAUGCAUUGAAAUGUCUGGUGUGUGUAUGUGUCUGUGUGAAUUGUGCGUGCGUGUGUGUGUGUGUCAAUGUUCUAUCAUGGAACCUUAGGCGGAUUAGCAGACAUUAUAGAUCCCCAGAUACUGUCGGAAACACACACAUGCACACACACCACACACACACACACACACACACACACACCACACCACACACACACACUUCCAUAGUUAAAGCUGAGUCUUGCCCCUGAGGACGGACCUGCCCUGCAUGUUAAGAGUGUCUGUAGCAAACAGUCUGAAGGACAAACACUCUCCUCUGGGGAUAUGUGUGUGUGUUGUGUGUGUGUGUGUGUGUUGCAGGCUUGGCUUCAUGGUGGGGUUUUGCAUUAGCUCCAAGUGAUAGAUAGAGUACUACUAACCAGCUACCUUCCACCUCAUCCCUGCCAAUAGAACAACACCACUCUGAGAUUACGGUCCUGAUGACUUUUAUCCUUGCCUUUUAACUAGGGCUGAUGUCUCCCUGGGAUAUCAUUGUGUGUGUUCUCCACCAUAAAGGGAUAGUUCACUCCAAAACUAUCAUAUGACACAAAAUGCAUCAUCAUCAACACAGUUUUUGCUCUGUACUGAAAGUGCUUGAAAACAUGCUGACAAAAAACAAGUUUCCGUGUGUGUGUGGGGGGUGUUUUGAAUGUUAUCGUUUGCUUACUUGGGGGUGGGUCAAGGAAAAGUGUGGGGUUUCGUGUGUUGUGUGUUUGUGUGUUGGGGGUGUGUGGUUGUGUUUUGUUUUGUGUUGGGGUGGUUUUUUGUGUGUUUGAGCCAAAGCUGACCUCACACACUAAACUGCAAACAAUCCAUAUCUUCGACCCCACAACACAGAAAUCAAACAAUCCAUAUCUUCAACCCCACAACACAGAAAUCAAAACCCAAACCAAAAUCUUCAACCCCCAAAAAACACAAAAUCAAACAAUCACUACCUUCAUUUUUCUCUUUUCUUUUUUUACGGAUCACUGGUUUUCUCUCUUUUGCCCCCGGUUUUAAAAGAUUUUCCCUUUGUCCCAAAAAGGGGCUCAGAAACCCCUUUACCACCUCUUUCUGUUUUUCUCUUUUCCCCCCUUCCUUUAGGAAAGGAUUUUUUACAAAGAUUUUUGAUUUCACCUUUUUGGGGCCCCCGUGCGGGAUUCAUUUGGAUUCCUUAUUGGGGCACCCCAACACACCACCACCCAACCCCCCCCCCGGACCCCCCCCCCCCCGACACCCCCCCCCCCGGCCCCCCCCGAAAAGGAAAAAGGGGCCCCCUUUUGGGGGAGAGGAAAGGGGUUUUUUUUUCCCCCUUCUUUUUUUCCCCCCCCUUCCCUUUCCCCCUUCCCCCCCUUUUUCCUUUUUCCCCUCUCUCUCCCCCCUCUCUCCUCUCUCUCUCUCCUCUCUCUCUCUCUCUCUCUCGGUACAAUAAGAAGCCAUUGAAGGCUGAAACAUUAAUAUUUUAACCUUGCUUAAAUAAAACAAUGCAUUUUUAAUGGUAAGCAAGCAUUGCAUCCAGUUCUUUUUUCAUUUUUUGAUGUACAGCACCAGUCAAAAGUUUGGACACACCUACUCAUUCAAGGGUUUUACUUUAUUUUCAGUAUUUUUUACAUUAUAGAAUAAUAGUGAAGACAUCAACACUAUGAAAUAACACAGAUGGAAUCAAGCCCAUAUGGGACUUAGAUAAUGAGAUCCUGAGGAUGGUAUUGCAGUGCACUGCAACUGUAGUUAAGUAUCAUGUAAACUGUAUAGAUGUUAAUACAAUAUAUGGAAUCAUGUAGUAACCAAAAAAGUGUUAAAAAAAUCUAAAUAUGUUUUAUAUUUGAGAUUCUUCAAAUAGCCAACCUUGAUGACAACUUUGCACACUCUUGGCAAUCUCUCAAUCAGCUUCAUGAGGUAGUUACCUGGAAUGCAUUUCAAUUAACAGGUGUGCCAUCUUAAAAGUAAAUUUGUUGAACUUCUUACCUACUUAAUUUGUUUGAGCCAAUCAGUUGUGUUUGACAAGGUGGGGGGGGGGGGGGGGGGGGGGGGUAUACAUAAGAUAACCCUAUUUGGUAAAAGACCAAGUCCAUAUUAAUGGCAAGAACAGCUCAAAUAAGCAAAGAGAAACGACAGUCCAUCAUUACUUUAAUACAUGAAGGUCAGUCAAUACGGAACAUUUCAAGAACUUGAAAGUUUCUUCAAGUGCAGUCGCAAAAACCAUCAAGCGCUAUGAUGAAACUGGCUCUCAUGAGGACCACCACAGGAAUGCAAAGCUGUCAUCAAGGCAAAGGGUAGCUAUUUGAAGAAUCUCAUAUAUAAAAUAUAAUUUGAUUUUUUUAACACUUUUUUGGUUACUACAUGAUUCCAUAUAUUGUAUUAACAUCCAUACAGUUUACAUGAUACUUAACUACAGUUGCAGUGCACUGCAAUACCAUCCUCAGGAUCUCAUUAUCUAAGUCCCAUAUGGGCUCUGGUCAAAAGUAGUGCACUAUAUAGGGAAUAGGGUGCCAUUUGGAACACACACUAAGUCUUCACAUAAAGUAAAUAAAGCUCAAUAGACAGGGCAACUGAGUGUAGACUGUAAACAGAUUAAACAAUCCUCUUAAUCAGCUGAUCCACUAUAGGUCAGUUGUAUAGUUGUGUUAUCCAUAUCGGACUAGGGACAAGAGAUUACUUUCAAGAUCAAAGAUCAACAAACUGUGCUGACCUUUCUAGAUAGAGGUAGACAUACGACAGAGACUGCAUCCCAUUCCUUUAAUAGUGCACUACUUUUGACUAGACCCAUAGUGCUCUGGUCACAAGUAGUGCAUUACUAUAUAGGGAAUAGGGUUCCGUUUGGGAUGCGUACAUAGAACGGUUCAGAGAAUGGAGUCAGCAUGUUGGGUGGGACAGGUGAGAAGAUGUACAGAUGGAGGGAGGGAGUGUGAAAAUGGAACAGAGGAAAGAAGAGUCGAUUAAUGAUCUGUGACCCAGCGUAUUAGGGCCAGAGACCAAAGGCCGGAAAUGUUACUAACCCUCUAUUUCUGCCCCCCCCUUCCCUCUCCUCUCUCUCUCUCUCUCUCUCUCUCUCUCUCUCUCUCUCUCUCUCUCUCUCUCUCUCUCUCUGCAGGAAAUGGGUCCGUCCAGUAUGCCCUCUGUGCCCCUCAUGGUGGGCUGUGGGGUCUCCUGCAGCGCUCUGCUCAUCUUGUUGCUCAUCUAUGCUGCCUUCUGGAGGUGAGCAAACACACACACACACACACGCACACACACUUUCUCUCUCACACAAACACACACGCUUAUACGUAAACACACACAACCUCUCUCUCUUUCUAUCUUUUACAAACACACACGCACACACACUUUCUCUCUCUCCCACACACACACGCUUAUACGUACACACACACAACCUCUCUCUCUUUCUAUCUUUUACAAACACACACGCACACACACUUUCUCUCUCUCUCUCACAGACAAACACACAAAAACACACUCUGUCUCUCUCACACAAACUCUCUCACACACACACACACACACACACACACACACAAAAACACACACUUUCUCUCUCACAAACAACCACACAUCCCUGCAUGGGGCUACACCCCCGAGUCACUGCCAGUCUUCACAAGUCUAUUUCUGUUAGAGGAGACGUGUUUCUGCAGACUGCACACAUUCUUCGGCAGACUCUUACCAUGAGAGAUCAAGCGAGGGGGAGAAAAUCCCGGGUUGGCUCGACAGUGGAGCAGUCCACUCCAGAACUCCAAUUAGGCCUAAUGGAGAACAAACGGGAGAAGGCGCAGCCAGACUCUCAGACUGGGGGGAUUAACUGUGUGUGAGAGAGGCUGACAUCAGUGGUAGACAGAAAGAGUCGAGAGGAGAGACUGACCGAGAGAGAAGAGAGACGAGAGAAGGAGAUGACGAGAUAGGAUGGGAGAACGAGAGGGAGAGAGAUGGGAGAGAGAGAUGAGGGGAGAAGAGAGGAUCGAGAGAAGAGAGACUGAUGAGCAGAGGAGAGAGAGAGGAGAGAGGAGAGAGAGAGAGAGAGAGAGAGAGAGAGAGAGAGAGAGAGAGAGAUGAGAGAGAGAGAGAGGAGAGAGAGACGAGAGAGAGAGAGAGAGAGAGAGAGAGAGAGAGAGACUGACACCAGUAGUGUAACAGUAGGCUGAUCCAGAGCAGACGGCAGACAGGCAGAGUAAUCAAAUGACCAUGUUCAGGAAUUAAUCAGUCCAUCAGUUCUACUUCAUUGUUUCACAUCUGGUUCUCCCUCUUUCCUCCUUCCUUCUUUCUCUUCUUCCUGCUCUUCCUCCUUUCUGCCUGUCUUUCUCUUUGUCUCUCUCAGGUAUAUUCGUUCGGAGAGGUCUAUCAUCUUGGUGAAUUUCUGUCUUUCCAUCCUGGCCUCCAACAUGUUGAUACUGGUUGGACAGUCCCAGACACUCGGCAAGGUGAGAACAGGACACACGCACGCACACACACACACACACACUGGCCAUUAGUUCAGUUAUAGUCACGUUACAAAUGGUACGAUUGUUCAUCUAUUCUAGUACACUAUUUUUAAGAGCAUCAAUCAUGUGUCAAAACUCUCCUUUUUUAGGUAGAUUAUUUCUCACCUCUGUUCUGUCAUUGUUGAAGAACUGUUGUUGUUGUUUAUAACUUCUACCUUCCCACUCGUUUAUCUGUUUCUUCCUUCUGACACCUUCAUCAUUCUCUGUCACUCGGUCAACUAUCCCACCUGGAUGGUGGGGGGUGACCCAAAAACAAAAAAAACAAAGGGGAGAGAGAGAGAGGAGUAGUAGAGGAGAGAGAGGAGAGGGGAGAGAGAGACGACGGAGAGAGAGGAGGCACCCGGCGCUCUCGGGGAUUUCCUGCUUUUUGGCUCUCUCCUCGGACCCGCUUCUCUCCUCCUCUCUCUUCUCUCCUAUCUUCGCCUCUCAAUUCAAAUUCAAUUUAAGGGCUUUAUUGGCAGGGAAACUUUAUGUUAACUUUCCCAAAAGCAAGUCAAAUAGAUAGUAAACAAAAAGUGAAAAAACAAUAAAUAUUAACAGUAACAUUCCCACUCAGAAGAUUCAAAAGAAUAAAGAAUUCAAAUGUAUAUAUGUAAUAACAGUGUGUAACAAUUUUGCAAAUAGUUAAAGUACAAAUGGGAAAAUAAAUAAACAUAAAUAUAGGUUGUAUUUACAAUGGUGUUUGUUCUUCACUGGUUGCCCUUUUCUUGUGGCAACAGGUCACAAAUCUUGCAGCUGUGAUGGCACACUGUGGUUUUUCACCCAGUAGAUAAGGAAGUUUAUCAAAAUUGGGUUUGUUUUCGAAUUCUUUGUGGAUCGCUGUAAUCUGAGGGAAAUAUGUGUCUCUAAUAUGGUCAUACAUUUGGCAGGAGGUUAGGAAGUGCAGCUCAGUUUCCACCUCAUUUUGUGGGCAGUGUGCACAUAGCCUGUCUUCUCUUGAGAGCCAGGUCUGCCUACGGCAGCCUUUCUCAAUAGCAAGGCUAUGCUCACUGAGUCUGGACAUAGUCAAAGCUUUCCUUAAGUUUGGGUCAGUCACAGUGGUCAGGUAUUCUGCCACUGUGUACUCUCUGUUUAGGGCCCAAAUAGCAUUCUAGUUUGCUCUGUUUUUUUGUUUGUUCUUUCCAAUGUGUCAAGUAAUUCUCUUUUUUUUUCUCAUGAUUUGUUUGGGUCUAAUUGUGUUGUUGUUGUGUCUCUCUCUCUCUCUCUAUCUCUCUCUGUCUAUGUCUAUCUCACGUUGACUUCUCUCUCUCUAUCUCUCUCUCUCUAUCUCUCUCUCUCUCUCUCUCUCUCCUCUCUCUCUCUCUCUCUCUCUCUGUCUCUGUCUCUGUCUCUGUCUCUCUCUCUCUCUCUCGCUCUUUCUCUCUCUCUCUCUCUCUCUCUCUCUCUCUCUCUCUCUCUCUCUCUCUCUCUCUCUCUCUUUCUCUUUACAGGGCCUGUGUACUGUGACUGCUGCGUUCCUUCAUUUCUUCUUCUUGGCAUCGUUCUGCUGGGUACUGACGGAGGCGUGGCAGUCUUACCUGGCUGUGAUUGGCAAGAUGAGGACACGCCUCAUACGCAAACGCUUCCUGUGCCUGGGCUGGGGUAGGUACACACACACAGGCAUACACACACAUGCACGCACACACUCACGAACGUAAACACACAUAUAAACCCAUACAACAUAUCUCAACCAUACAGGGUCUCCAUACUGUAAUAAAGUUGAAAGUUCACAAUAACUUCCGUCUUCCCAUUCCACAUACAUUAAGUCGAGAAAUGAUUCUGAUCAUUUCAAAUCUGCUACCCUGUACAGUCAGUCUGUGUCCUGUUGAAUGCAUCUCCUGUACAACAACCUCAUGCCUUGCUAAAGGAGAUGACAGAGGAUAAGAAAUGCUAUAGGAUAACAUCUUGCCGACAGAGGCAAGAUCCAGGGAGAUAGAACCUAGCAAUUACAAGCAAUGGAAUCCCUGCUCCCAUUCAUCCUCUGCUCUUAUCCCUUAUCCAUCCACCUAUCUGGUCCAUUAAGUCACUGAUGCCUUUAGCGGAUAUAGGCUAGGUCCCAAAUGACACCCUAUUCCAUAUUUAGUACACUACUUUUGACCAGGGGGAAUAUGGAAUAGGGUGCCAUUUGGGAUUCAGCCAUAGCAAUGCUGGGAUGCAUGGAUGCUAUAAAAUCACAUAGAUUGAGAAGACAUGAAACGUGUAUUAAAGGGAAUGAGUGGAGGAGGGAGGGAAUGGAGGAGAGGGAGGAGAACAGCUUAUCAGGGAUACGUCCCUAGUAGUUGCAAUUUUCCCUCAAAACUGAUGGAAAUCAGUCACCAUGGUAACGGCAGAUUGUGCAGUGGAGGGAGGGAGUGUGUGUGGUGUGUGUUUGUGUUUGAAAAGGCAUCAUAUUUAUGUAACGUUAGCACCUCACCCACCCAGCCACACCACAUCUCUUUUUUUUGAUGUGGGAUUUUCUAAUUGCAUUUCAUUUGCUGGCAUUAUCACAGCUUUGUUAAUUACAUGAAUAUUUCAGAGUCAAGCUCAUUACGGACCCAACAUCUUUUUUUGACACACACUCACACACAGACACACACACUUUCUCUAUCUCACACACAAACACACUCGUACGCACAAACACACACACACACGAGGGAAAGCAUAAUUGAUAUACUUAAUUAAUACAUUACUUACUGACCCCACCUCCCUCCACUACACACUCAUAUACACACACACACACACACACACACACACACACACACACACACAAACAUGGACACACACUGGCUCAAGGUAGCAUAAUGCACCACAGACGAGAGUCCUCUUGUCGUAGAGUGAGAAGAAAACAGCAUCCACUGGAUAGGGAACCUACAGAGUACGCUAACCAAGGCUGCAUCACCCUUAGUAGUGAACUUUGAUCCAUACUAGGCCUACUUCUCCUGCCUCGGGCUAGUCCCUGGUAUAGCCCUAGAUACAUCCAUUAACUAAAAGAGAGUGAAGAGAGGAGGAAAAGUCCACAUUAUGUCAGUGUGUAUAUCAGUCUACAGUUGCACGUUACAUGUCCUCUGUAGCUCAGCUGGUAGAGCACGGCGCUUGUAACGCCAAGGUAGUGGGUUCGAUCCCCGGGACCACCCAUACACAAAAAUGUAUGCACGCAUGACUGUAAGUCGCUUUGGAUGAAAGCGUCUGCUAAAUGGCAUAUUAUUAUUAUUAUUAUAUUAUUAUUAAGUUACAUGUUGUUGCACUAACUGAAUUUCAAUGUUGUCGGAAAUAGCACAUUUUGUUGAUGUAUUGUCAAGGGGAUACAUCUCUCUCUUGGAGAGAUUUGGGAAUUCUCAGAGAGAGCCGAGAGCAACGCCCCCAGCAGCCUCCGCCGAGCAGCCGGCCGCGAGCACCCGCGCCCAGCAGCCGAGCAGCAGAGCAGCGCGCGCCCGCAGCACAGCGCCGCGAGAAGCAGCACGAGAAGCGAGCCCAGACGACACGAGCAGCGGCGCAGAAGCAGAGCCGAAAGAAGCGAGCCCACAGGAGACCCCGAGAGCGAGGGCACCAGCAGCAGCGAGAGCAGAGAGAGAAGAGAACACACAAAGCCAGCGAGACCCGAGCAAGAGAAGAGCGCGCCGUAGCAUCAUCAGCACACCAGAUGCUCUCGAAGCGAGCAUCCAACUGCCCAGAGACGAAUAGCAGACUCGCAGCCGAGAAUCGCACCAUAAGCAGCGCCUACUAUCAUCCCUCUAUCUAUGUAACGUGUAUUUAUAUAGUUAGCUCUUACUAUAUGUAGAUGUCUGCGCUCUAUUUCGGGCUCUCCAUUCCUCCUCUCCAACUCCUCGCCCACUCUAUCUCUAUCUCGCUCUCUCUCUCUCUCUCUCUCUACUCUCUCUCUCUCUCUCUCUCGCUUGAAUCACUUCAAUUCAAAGGGCUUUAUUGGCAUGAGAAACAUAUGUUUACAUUGACAAAGCAAGUGAAAUAGAUAAUACAUCUCUCUCUCUCUUUCUCUCUCUCUCUCUCUUUCUCUUUCAGGUCUCCCAGCCUUGGUGGUUGCUGUGUCAGUAGGUUUCACUAGAGCCAGAGGUUACGGUACACCCAGCUAGUGAGUACAAACUUUCACCUUUCACCCUUUGCCUAUGACCUGUGAUGUCUUCACUCCAUACCCAAUAUGGCUUUUCAUAAUUAGUGCUCUGUGUAUCUGAGUAUGGUCAUGUGAUUUGCAGUGCACUUUUCAAUGGUAACUGAGAUUUAUAAAUUAUUUAUAUAUACCUAUUGAUUCUUGAAGAAUAUAACUUACAAAUGCCCCAUUAGCUUAGUUCAACUGUCGUACCCCAUCAGAACCCAAAAUAUUAGGUUGUUUUUCUCCAAUGUUUGUAAACAAUGUAAAUGUAAACAAGCACUGUAUAACCUCAUAACAUGGUUAAAACUAUAAUUUUGAUAUCAUGGAUGGUCAGUCCUUGCAUCCAUAGCUCUGUCUAUGAACUUGAGAGUGGUUACAUUUAAAUUUGAGAGUGGUUACAUUUGAAUUCGAGAGUGGUUACAUUUAAAUUUGAGAGUGGUUACAUUUGAAUUUGAGAGUGGUUACAUUUGUAUUAAAGAGUGGUUACAUUUGAAUUAGAGAGUGGUUACAUUUGAAUUAGAGAGUGGUUACAUUUGAAUUUAAGAGUGGUUACAUUUGAAUUUAAGAGUAGUUACAUUUGAAUUUGAGAGUGGUUACGGACACACACACACACACACACACACACACACACACACACACACACACACACACACACCAAUAGACUGCAGUUGUAAACAUUUAACUCUUCACAUACAGUAUGUUGAAGAGCGAGUGAAGAGGUUUUUUACAGCACGAGCAGACGACCCUUCAUGACCUUUCAUUGGAUCUAGACCAAUGACUUGAACUCCACUAUACAAACACUCCCACAAGUUUCCAUUUACCAUUCACUGUAGAGACUCAAACAUCAAGGAUGUCAACAAAUGUUGUUUCGUCAUGUGAUUUGCAGUGCACGUUGGGUAAUAUGUACAGUGCCUUCAGAAAGUUUUCACAGCCCUUGACUUUUUCCACAUUUUGUUGUGUUACAGCCUGAAUUUAAAAAUGAUAUACACUGGCCUACACACACUACCCCAUAAUGUCAAAGUGGUAUUAUGUUUUUAGAUUUUUCUACAAAUUAAUACAAAAUGUAAAGCUGAUAUGUCUUGAGUCAAUAAAUAUUCAACCCCUUUGUUAUGGCAAGCCUAAAUAAGUUUAGUAAACAUUUGCUUAACAAGUCACAUAAGUUGCAUGGACUCAUUGUGCAAUAAUAGGGUUUAACAUGAUUUUUGAAUGACUACCCCAUCUCUGUACCCAGACAUACAAUUAUCUAUAAGGUAUUUCAGUCGAGCAGUGAAUUUCAAACCCUGAUUCAACCACAAAGAUCAGGGAGGUUUUCCAAUGCCUCGCAAACAAGGGCACCUAUUGCUAGAUGGGUAGAAAAAAUAUUUAAAAAAAUUGAAUAUCCCUUUGAGCAUGGUGAAGUUAUUAAUUACACGUUGGGUGGUGUAUGAAUACACCCAGUCACUACAAAGAUACAGGCGUCCUUCCUAACUCAGUUGCCAUAGAGGAAGGAAACCACUCAGGGAUUUCACCAUGAUGCCAAUGGUGACUUUAAAACAGUUACAGAGUUUAAUGGCUGUGAUAGGAGAAAACUGAGGCUGGAUCAACAACAUUGUAGUUACUCCACAAUACUAACCUAAAUGACAGAGUGAAAAGAAGGAAGCCUGAACAGAAUAAAACAUUUCAAAACAUGCAUCCUGUUUGCAGUAAGUCACUAAAGUAAAACUGCAAGAAAGUUGGCAAAGAAAUUCACUUUAUGUCCUGAAUACAAAGUGUUAUGUUUGGGGCGAAUCCAACACAACACAUCACUGAGUACCACUCUUCAUAUUUUCAAGUAUGGUGGUGGCUGCAUCAUGUUAUGGGUAUGCUUGUCAUCGGCAAGGACUAGGGAGUUUUUUUAGGAUAAAAAAUAAACGGAAUAGAGCUAAGCACAGGCAAAAUCCUAGAGGAAAAUCUGGUUCAGUCUGCUUUCCAACAGACACUGGGAGACAAAUUCCCCUUUCAGCAGGACAAUAACCUAAAACACAACGCCAAAUAUACACUGGAGUUGCUUACCAAAAUGACAUUGCAUUUUCCUGAGUGGCCUAGUUACAGUUUGGACUUAAAUCGACUUGAAAAUCUAUGGCAAGACUUGAAAAUGGCUGUCUAGCCAUGAUCAACAAUCAACUUGAGAGAGCUUGAAGAAUUUAGAAAAUAUUGUACAAUCCAGGUGUGCAAAUCUCUUAGAGACUUACCCAGAACGACUCUCAGCUGUAAUCACUGCCAAAGGUGAAUCUAACAUGUAUUGACUCAGGGGUGUGAAUACUUAUGUAAAUGAGAUAUUUCUGUAUUUCAUUUUUUAUACAUUUUCAAACAUUUCUAAAAACAUGUUUUGACUUUGCAUUAUGGGGUAUUGUGUGUAGAUAGGUGAGAAAAAAUCUAUUUAAUCUAUUUCGAAUUCAGGAUGUAACAAAACAAAAUGUGGAAUAAGUCAAAGGGUAUGAAUUUGAUCCCCUACAUAAAGUAAAUAUAGGUUUUAAUUGCCUGCUUUGGAAGUCUUAGGAACCCCUGAAGAAAAAUAGCAAAGUGGCUUCUCACACAUAGGGACUAGUCAUUUGGAAAAUGAAACACAGACAUUUUACAUUUUACAGAACAGGGCUUAUGUACUAAAGAAGUUUUGCAUUCAUAAUAAUGUUUUUUUUUCUCUGUCUUAUUUUAGUUGUUGGCUGUCCUUGGAAGGCGGGCUUCUCUACGCCUUUGUUGGCCCUGCAGCCGUCAUCGUAUUGGUGGGUACCCUCUUUUAUCCCUGUUCUCAUUGGUCAGUCUGGCUCUCUGUCGGCAGGCUUGUUCUGCCUCUGAAUUUAUCAUCCUCCCAUUAGCUAUUUCUCAUGCCUUUCGUACAGGUCAGAAAGGGGUUAGGACUACACACUGUUUAGAUGGCCCCUGAGGGUUGACAUAAAGUAGCAACCGCUCUAGGUCCUCAUCAGGCUUACAUCACUGGAGGACAGGAGGAAUAUAAACACAACAAAGUGAUUCAUGUAUUUGUUUAUUUGCCACUAGUGGUUUCUUUCAGAGUAACCCGUGUCAGACAACAAUGGAAGAGAAAAUUGACAGAGAAACCAUUCUCCAACGUGCCACUACACAAUUCUACCACCUAGCUGUCUCUUCACAUUCUACCAUGCCACACUGGCAUCACUAUGUUGGGGGCUACAAAACAUUUACCUCUUAAUUUGACUAACUGUGUGCUGGUACUUAGAAGCAUCCUUCAACCUUUUCAACCUGAGUUCACUUCUUUAGACAUAGAUACAGUAUAUUCAUCAGAGUCAAUAUAGCACUAAGAGAACAUUGUAUAGAUAUUUCUGUGCUACGCAACUUCAGUUGUUAUAAUAUAGGUAGAAAGAUGCUCAUUGGAAGCAAGGGUCCUCUUGGUAAUACUUCUAAAACUCCAAGGUACUCCUCUAUAUUUUGUUGAUAGACCUUUAUUAAAACAAUAACAAUAUUGUACUUCACAGAGAGAGAGUGCCAGAGUGAGAAUGCCUCUGUGGCUUUGUUAAUAAAGGAUAGCUCUACUGUAUGGCUCUUUGUAAGAUUAGUGACUGCAGCUUGCGUGAAUCCCUGUGUCAAUACACACUCUAUCAAUUAUCCAGAUGAACACAGACACUGUAUUACAACUGUGUGUGUGUGUGUGUGGGUGGGUGGGUCGGUGUGUGUGUGUAUGUGUGUGUGUGUAUCCCUAACUAGUGUUUUUCCCCGCUCACCUCGUGUUGUGUUCGGGUAGCCCACUCAAACAAACAGAUGUAAUUGAGAUGGGGUACAUCAGAGGAACACAGGCCUCCCCCAGGAUGACCGUCUAAUUAAUGAAGAAAAUAAUUAAUCUAGCCUUCGGCAAAUAACGGGGAUGGAGACCGCCGUCUCCCACGGUAAUGGGACCGGACAUGACAGGAAUGUCAACAGGAAGUAAAGACAGAUUAAAGCAUCGAACAACAUAGAAAACAUGAAAAUCUCAAAUAAAAUAUUGCAGAUUCAUGGUGGAAAAUGAAAGAUCAUUGAAGUGCUCAGUGCCGUAGAGAUAUCGAUUACUAUUGAAAGACAAGAAAAUACAUGUUUCAGAUGUAUCAAUGCAGUAGAAAUGAAGGUUAGAAUGGAAAAACAUUAAAUCAUAAAUAGACGGAGGUCCAGCAGUAAAGAUCACUAAUCUCCUUUCUGAACUCCUUUCUUUUCUCAAGGUGAAUAAACAAGCUUUCUAUGGCAGGCAGUGGGAGUAGACAGACACAAAGAGAGAUGAGGGAUUCAAGUUGGAUUGGUAGGACAAGGUUAGGGUCAAGUGAGAGAGUGAAAGAAAGAGAGAAGGGAGAGAGGGGAGGGAGAGAAGGAGAGAGGGAAAGCAAACGAGAUCAGGAUUAAGAGGGACAUGUCACUGGCGUGGAAAAUCUCCCAGAUGGGCAGGAUUUCCGAAUGGAAAAGUGCAACUUGGCUGGGUGCGUGGGUGUGUGUGUGUGUGUAAUGUGAACCAGUGGGUCAGGGAUCACAGCUGUAAGUAGGCUUAAUAGACCCCUGUCCAGAACAGGACACGGUUGGUACAGAGGAGCGGAGACUCAAGACACAAUCUGCCCACUUCUACUACACCCCCCUGUCCGUUAGUGAUUAUAGUUUGAAGAGCCUUGUCAAGAAACCUGAAUCAAAUGGCAAUAAAACUGGACAUGAAUCUGAUUAUUUACUAUCUCUCUCUCUCUCUCUCUCUCUCUCUCUCUCUCUCUCUCUCUCUCUCUCUCUCUCUCUCUCUCUCUCUCUCUCUCUCUCUCUCUCUCUCUCUCUCUCUCUCUCUCUCUCUCUCUGCUCUCUGGCUCUCUCUCUCUUCAGGUGAACAUGCUGAUUGGUAUUGUGGUCUUCAACAAGCUCAUGUCUCGAGAUGGCAUCUCAGACAAGUCUAAAAAGCAGAGAGCU